Rubroshorea leprosula is the source of this 1022-nucleotide messenger RNA. The record is from the annotation of a GenBank genome assembly. NCBI's taxonomy places the organism in Eukaryota, Viridiplantae, Streptophyta, Magnoliopsida, Malvales, Dipterocarpaceae.
AUCAAGUUGCCAACACUUCACCUCCAUCCUCCCCAAUUAUGGCUCCCUCCAAACACCACCCCCCACCGCCGCCACCUCCUCCUCCUCCGACGCACUCCCACUAUUACACUCCUUUACCACCCCAACCUCCCGAUCAGACCUUCAUCCUCCUCCCCCUUUACCGCCCUGAGAACCGCCACCGCCGUCUACCCUUAAUCUGCAUCUUCUCGUUACUCAUGCUAGCAGCGCUGUCGUACCUCUUCUGGCCGUCCGAUCCCCAAGUCAAGAUUGUACGGAUGCACAUAAACCGAAUGCAAGUUCACACCAUACCGGUCAUCUCCGUAGAUAUUUCGCUACUGGUGACGCUGAAGGUGCACAACGCCGAUUUGUACUCCAUGGAUUACACAACGCUGGACGUGGCGGUGGGGUACAGAGGGAAGAGGCUGGGGCACGUGAGGUCGAACCACGGUCACGUCAGGGCGCAAGGGUCGUCCUACGUGGACGCUGAGCUUGAUUUCAACGGCGUUGAGGUGUUAUCUGACGUGGUGUUCAUGCUCGAGGAUUUGGCUAAGGGUAUUGUGCCGUUUGAUACCGUGACAGAGGUCACCGGCCAGAUUGGACUGUUCUUCCUUAAGUUUCCUUUAAAGGCAAAAGUAUACUGCGAGAUUUUGGUAAAUAGGAACACUCAGUCUAUCAUGCGCCAGAAUUGUUACCCUAAGUCAGAGAUGAAUCUGAAGCCUUGAAGGUACUGAAUUGAAUGAGAUGCAGCAGAGCUGAAAGAUUCAGCAGAACAUCGGUCCGUGGACCAUGUAUGUAAAUAUUUGAAUAUGCUUCUUCAGAACAGAAUAUAUAUGUUCAAAAAAUGUGCAGCAUAUAGAAUUAUAGAUAUUAUAAUUUUUCUUAUUUAUCAUGAUCAUGUAUUUGAAAAAAUAAAAAAAAAAACCCAGUAUCCAUUUAUGAAAAACUCAUAUGUUUGUACAAAACGGUUGUAUGUUCUUGGUGACAUUGCUUCCUGCAAUAUGAAAUAAAGAUGGUUAUAUAAU